Mustela lutreola (European mink) is the source of this 1230-nucleotide messenger RNA. RefSeq names its product olfactory receptor 10S1. The transcript has a single exon. Gene Ontology annotation, molecular function: G protein-coupled receptor activity; olfactory receptor activity. NCBI's taxonomy places the organism in Eukaryota, Metazoa, Chordata, Mammalia, Carnivora, Mustelidae. The record is from RefSeq and is a predicted model, not a curated record. Gene Ontology annotation, biological process: G protein-coupled receptor signaling pathway. Bases 10 to 990 code for a protein of 326 amino acids. Gene Ontology annotation, cellular component: membrane.
AACCGCUUCAUGUGUGAGAAGAUGGCCAUUGAGACAGAGGACCCCAACCAGACCGUGGUGAGCCACUUCUUUCUGGAGGGUCUGAUGUACACAGCUGAACAUUCUAGCCUCUUCUUCCUCCUCUUCCUCCUCAUCUACAGCAUCACCUUGACCGGGAAUCUCCUUAUUCUCAUAACUGUGGGCUCUGACCCUCACCUCCGCUCACCUAUGUACCACUUCCUGGGGCACCUCUCCUUCCUGGAUGCCUGUUUGUCCACAGUGACGGUGCCCAAGGUCAUGGCAGGCCUCCUGACUGCGGAUGGGAAGGUGAUUUCCUUUGAGGGCUGCGCUGUACAACUUUACUGCUUCCAUUUCCUGGCCAGCACUGAGUGCUUCCUAUACACAGUCAUGGCCUAUGACCGCUACCUAGCUAUCUGUCAGCCGCUACACUACCCAGUGGCCAUGAACAGACGCAUGUGUGCGGGGCUGGCUGGACUCACUUGGACCAUAGGUGCUGUGCACUCUGCAAUCCACACCUCCCUCACCUUCCGCCUGCUCUACUGUGGUCCACACCACAUUGCCUACUUCUUCUGCGACAUCCCCCCGGUGCUGAAGCUGGCCUGCGAAGACACCACCAUUAAUGAGCUCGUCAUGCUGGCCAACAUUGGCAUCGUGGCUGCAGGCUGCCUGAUUCUCAUCGUCGUAUCCUACGUCUUCAUCGUCGCGGCGGUGCUGCGCAUCCGCACUGCCCAGGGCCGGCGGCGCGCCUUCUCCACCUGCUCAUCCCACCUCACAGUGGUGCUCCUGUACUACGUGCCACCUGUCUGCAUCUACCUGCAGCCUCGCUCCGGGGGGGCAGGAGCUGGGGCCCCCGCUGUCUUCUACACGAUCAUCACUCCCAUGCUCAACCCUUUCAUCUACACUCUGCGGAACAAGGAGGUCAAGAGGGCUCUCCAAAGGUUUCUGGGCCGAGGCUCACGAGAGUCUCCAGCAGGCAGCCCACUCCCCUGACCUGUGCUGGGAUUCUUCAUUUGCCUGCCAAGAAAACAACUGUUCCCAGAGCAAAAUGGGGAGGGGAAAUCAUUCAGGUGGGAAUCAGUGCAACUGAGUUUCAGCCCAGCCACGAGCUUUUCCCCCUCCCUUUGGCCAAGUGACAUUUCUCAAUGUCUCAGUCACAAAAGCUCCAUCUAUAAAAUGGAAGGACCUCGUAGGUGAUGUCUAAGAGUAUCUUCCAGAUCUAUGUUUCAUGGC